AUGUCAAAUCCACGUCGGGACAAUGAAGGGUCGGCCGAUUCUCCACCAGCACCUCCACGGAGAGCACGCGCACCCACGAUCACGAUCGAUACAUCGGCCGUGAGCCCCGCAACGACAGACGCACCCCCUGCCCAAGGCUUCUCUAGCCAACAGCCCUCGCUUCGCCUGAAUACCAACCCAUUCGAACUGGUCAACAAUGGCAUCGCCUACAACGCAUCGGGUUCUCCCACCGAGAUGCGGUCCCCCGCCUCCUUAGGCUCCGUCGCUUCGUCCGAGGCGCGAGAUCGUGAGAGCCGGCCGACAUCUCCUCACAACAUCUCCAACCCGGCAACCAAGCUGGCCGAAGCACAUUCUCACUAUCUCUCUGUUCCCGGCACGCGCUCUCGUGGCAACUCCCUGGAGUCGGACGGCACCAGUCAAACUUCGAGCACAUACGGUGGCGAGACAUAUGUGUCGACUUCAACCCAAGUGUCGCCCUCGGAUGCCACAAAGCACACCAAUGUCGACGACGAAGACGCUUUGUUGCCCGAUCAAGGCCGAGAAGACGAAUUCGAGGUGAUCAAUAACAAAUUUGCCUUUUCUCCCGGCCAAUUGAACAAGCUCCUGAACCCCAAAAACUACGGUGCAUUCCGACGAUUGGGUGGUCUUCAAGGACUGGAGAAGGGCUUGCGGACCGACCUUCGCAGCGGACUGAGUCAGGAUGAGACCUCUUUGCAGGGAACGGUGACCUUUGACGAGGUGACCUCGGCAAAGGGCUCGCCCAAGACGGUCUCGCCAACCGAGGUGCCUUCGUCAGCUUCAAACGACACAGAGGGCCAACCCUCUGCCGCCGCCGUAUCGAGUUCCGCCGACGAGUCAUACGCCGACCGAAAGCGAGUCUAUGGAAGGAACAAGCUGCAGGAGAGAAAACUCAAAACCAUCUGGGAGCUGGCGUGGAUUGCCUAUAAUGACAAGGUGCUCAUUUUACUGACCAUCGCGGCGAUUGUUUCGCUGGCGGUCGGUAUCCCCCAGUCACUGCACCCCAAGGACGGCGAACCUGGCGUCGAAUGGGUGGAGGGACUGGCUAUUCUGAUUGCCAUCAUCAUCGUCGUCGUUGUUGGCGCGGCAAAUGACUGGCAGAAAGAAAGACAAUUCGCCAAGUUGAACAAAAAGAAGGAAAACCGACUGGUUCAAGUCAUUCGAUCCGGCAAAACGAUCGAGAUCUCUGUCUAUGAUGUAGUCGUGGGCGAUGUCAUGCGGCUGGAGGCGGGUGACCUUAUCCCCGUGGACGGUAUCUUGAUCGGAGGCCACGAUGUCAAAUGUGAUGAGUCCUCGGCCACCGGCGAAUCUGACCUGUUGCGCAAAACCCAGGGCGAUGAUGUAUACCGAGCCAUCGAAAAGCAUGAAGACAUUCGAAAAUUGGAUCCUUUUAUCAUCUCUGGCGCCAAGGUCUCCGAAGGAGUCGGCACUUUUCUCGUCACGGCGGUCGGUCCACAUUCCACUCAUGGCCGCACAAUGAUGUCGCUCCAGGAAGAAGGCGAAACGACACCUUUACAAACAAAACUGAACAAACUCGCCGAGUAUAUUGCCAAGCUUGGCUUGGCCUCCGGUCUACUGUUGUUUGUGGUCUUGUUCAUCAAAUUCCUGGUUCAGCUCAAAAACAUCGAGGGCGGCGCCGACGCCAAAGGUCAGGCUUUCCUCCAGAUUUUCAUUGUCGCUGUCACCAUCGUGGUUGUGGCCGUGCCCGAGGGAUUGCCGCUGGCUGUCACCCUGGCACUCGCCUUUGCGACAACGAGGAUGAUCAAAGACAACAACCUUGUGCGAUAUCUGAAAGCAUGCGAGACGAUGGGCAACGCAACAACAAUCUGUUCCGACAAGACAGGUACCCUCACCAUCAACAAAAUGAGCAUCGUUUCCGCAACUCUGGGGACGACAUUGCGCUUUGGGGACAAGCCCGCCUCGGAUCAGCCUCAGGAGCAGGGCGACACGUCUGCCAGUGAAGUUGUCAAAGCUCUGUCAAAGUCCACCAAAGAUCUCUUGAUGCAAUCAAUUGUUCUCAACUCUACAGCGUUUGAAGGAGAGCAGGAUGGUGUUAAAACUUUCAUCGGAUCGAAAACCGAGACCGCGCUCUUGGCUUUCGCGCGUGAUCAUAUGGGAAUGGGCUCUCCCGCUGAAGGUCGUGCGAAUGCGAAGAUUGCACAGAUGUUUCCGUUUGAUUCCUCUCGCAAAUGUAUGGCAGUCGUCGUGCAAAUGGACGAUGGAAGGUACCGCAUGUUGAUCAAGGGCGCCGCUGAAAUCUUGAUGUCCCAUACGAUGAACAUCGUCAGUGACCCUAGGGAAGAACUUCGCGAGAGCCAUUUGGAAGAUAAGAGUCGGUCCGAACUCGAAGAUACCAUGUCAAGCUAUGCGAAUAGAUCGCUUCGAUGUAUCGCACUCGCUUAUCGGGAUUUCGACGAAUGGCCCCCUCGCGGAGUGCCUACUGCCGAAUCCAAUCACUCUGAAGCGCUGUUUGAACCGGUUUUCAAAGACCUGACGAUGAUUGGUUUGUGGGGCAUUCAAGAUCCUCUGCGACCCGGUGUUGCAGACGCUGUCCAUGCCUGUCAACGCGCAGGUGUCUUCGUGCGAAUGGUCACCGGUGACAACAUUAUGACUGCGAAAGCCAUUGCCAAGGAAUGUGGCAUUUAUACUCCUGGUGGUAUUGCCAUUGAGGGUCCCAAGUUCCGCAAGCUGAGCACACGGCAGAGGAAUCAGAUUCUCCCGAGACUACAAGUCAUUGGUCGAUCGAGCCCCGAUGACAAGAAGAUUCUCGUCAAUGCGUUGAAGAAGCUCGGUGAAACUGUUGCUGUCACCGGUGAUGGUACCAACGACGCCCAAGCUCUGAAAACCGCCGACGUUGGUUUUGCGAUGGGCAUCGCUGGUACCGAGGUCGCAAAGGAAGCCUCGGACAUUAUCCUGAUGGAUGACAACUUUGCAUCUAUCGUGAAAGCCAUGGCCUGGGGUCGAACCGUCAGCGAUGCUGUGAAGAAGUUCCUGCAGUUCCAAAUCACGGUGAAUAUUACUGCCGUGGUCUUGACCUUUGUCUCAGCUGUCGCUAGUGACUCGCAAACUUCGGUACUCAGUGCAGUGCAGCUUCUCUGGGUGAACUUAAUUAUGGAUACAUUUGCCGCGCUUGCGCUUGCGACUGAUCCCCCCUCGCCGUAUGUCCUUAAUCGUCGGCCAGAGUCCAAAGCAUCCCCGCUCAUUACCGCCACAAUGUGGAAGAUGAUAGCUGGACAGUCGAUCUAUCAACUGGUGGUGACUUUCGUGCUCAACUUCGCCGGCAUGUCAAUAUUUUCAUGGGAUGAACUUGCGUUGAAGACCGUUGUCUUCAACACUUUCGUCUUCAUGCAAAUCUUCAAUCAGUACAACUCUCGCCGGGUUGACAAUCAACUCAACAUUUUCGAGGGCAUAUGGCGCAAUCGAUGGUUCAUCGGCAUUCAAGUCAUCAUCAUCGGAGGUCAAGUGCUUAUUGUCUUCUUUGGCGGGGCGGCCUUCUCUGUCACGCGUCUUAACCAAGGCUCGCAAUGGGCGGUCUGUCUUGUCCUAGGAGCUUUGUCGUUGCCUAUCGCCAUCGUCAUUCGAUUGAUCCCUGACGAAUUUAUCACCAAACUUGUUCCGGCUUUCUGGCACGAUCGGCAUCUGAAGAAGGGUCCGGAGGUUGUCAUCUCGGAUGAAGACCGUCAAUUCGACUGGAACCCGGCCCUGGAAGAGAUUCGGGACCAGCUACAGUUCAUCAAAUCUGUGCGCGGUGGACGCUUGCGCAAUAUCAAACACAAGUUACAACAUCCACAAGAAUUACUGCCUCGCUCUCGAAGCGGCUCACGCUCGCGGGACUCGUCAGAAUCCUCCACGCCCCAUGGCAUGGACAACGGAAGCUCGCCCCCUGGAGCCUCGACGCCAGAGAAUCGAUCUCGUCGCAACACUCGAUCACGCUCCAAUUCCACAUUUGGACCUGCGGCAGCCAUGGCUGGGAUUGUGGCUGGUAGUAUUGCCGGCUGGUCGCCAAUCGAACGAAGCCAUGACGGGCCAGACUCCAUCACAUUUCCCAGCGGUGCCGCUCACGGAGGCUUAGAUGGACAACCGGGCAUCGAAGUUCACCCAGACACAGCCGCGGACGAUCGCGUGGUGAGCGACUAUUCCACCAAUUCGCAGCACCCUCCCAGUCAAAACCCCGAUCUCAUCCCUGUCUUUGAACAUGCGCCUCCGGCGGUCGCAGAACGAGCGCACUCACAUCGCAGCCGACUGUCAUUCUCCCAGCGGUCGCACUCGAGUCAGAGCCACUCUCAGGUGUAA
Molecule: messenger RNA, 4311 nt
Organism: Penicillium diatomitis
Lineage: Eukaryota; Fungi; Ascomycota; Eurotiomycetes; Eurotiales; Aspergillaceae
Gene: pmcA
Product: putative P-type calcium ATPase
Exons: 1
Coding region: 1-4311 (1436 amino acids)
Biological process (GO): calcium ion transmembrane transport; intracellular calcium ion homeostasis
Cellular component (GO): intracellular membrane-bounded organelle; membrane
Molecular function (GO): ATP binding; ATP hydrolysis activity; P-type calcium transporter activity
Source: RefSeq, a predicted model, not a curated record